This is a messenger RNA of Oryza sativa Japonica Group (Japanese rice), 1242 nucleotides long. Its product is annotated as microtubule-associated protein RP/EB family member 1A. Gene Ontology annotation, molecular function: microtubule plus-end binding. The record is from RefSeq and is a predicted model, not a curated record. Gene Ontology annotation, cellular component: cytoplasmic microtubule; microtubule organizing center; spindle midzone. Lineage: Eukaryota; Viridiplantae; Streptophyta; Magnoliopsida; Poales; Poaceae. Gene Ontology annotation, biological process: thigmotropism; protein localization to microtubule; regulation of microtubule polymerization or depolymerization.
ACGCCUAGCUCGUCUUUCGUCUCUGUGUGCGCGUGUUGUUUUUUUGGCUUCUUUUUCGCUUGCCAUUCGCGUGGAGGCGUUUCGAAAAGUUUGCUCGGCUCUCCCCGAUCGAGAGAGAGAGAGAGAGAGAGAGAGAGAGAGAGAGAGAGAGCAGCGGAGGAGAUGGCGGCGGCGGCGGCGGCGGCGACCAUAGGGAUGAUGGACAGCGCGUACUUCGUCGGGAGGGGGGAGAUCCUCAGCUGGAUCAAUGCCACCCUCCAGCUCUCCCUCGCCAAGGUCGAGGAGGCGGCGUCAGGGGCGGUGCAGUGCCAGUUGAUGGAUAUGGUUCACCCUGGGGUGGUGCCAAUGCACAAGGUGAAUUUUGAUGCUAAGACCGAGUAUGACAUGAUCCAGAACUACAAGAUUCUUCAAGAUGUGUUCAACAAGCUGCGGUUGAGCAAGAAUAUUGAGGUCAACAAGCUUGUCAAGGGACGUCCAUUGGAUAACCUGGAGUUUCUGCAAUGGUUGAAAAGAUAUUGUGAUUCUGUAAAUGGUGGAAUCAUGAAUGAAAACUACAAUCCUGUAGAGAGGAGGUCUAAGGGUUGCAAAGAACGCAGUCUCAAAGGUUCCAACAAGUCGUCCAAAUCACUACAAGCUAAUAGAUUGUCUAGUGCAAAUUCAGCUGAUGGAGGUCCAUGCGUUGGUAAAGUCAAUGUUAUCUCUGAAGAGCAUUACAUAGAACAGAUUCAGCAAUUAUCUGAGAAGAUUGCAGGCCUGAAAAUUUCUAUGGAUAGCGCGGAGAAAGAAAGAGACUUCUACUUUUCUAAGCUGCGCGACAUUGAGAUACUGUGUCAAAGACCAGAGUUGGAGCAUCUUCCGAUGACCAAGGCUGUACAGAAGAUACUUUAUGCGGCUGAUGCAAGAGAUUCGCCAUUGCCUGAGGCUAAUGAAAUAAUCACCCGGUCACCAAGCAUGUUCCCAGAUGAAGCCUAGGGAGAAAUGGCAUCAAUACACUCUUAAGCUAUAUUUAGAUAAUUUUGUGGCUAUCCUAUUUUGUCGAAUCGUUGUAAAUGAGUAAAUAACGCUUGACAUUAGCUACUUGUGGCAAGUCCACCGAAGAUAUCUUCGGUUCUGACUUGAAUGUCAACUUCCUAGAACUAGUUGUGAACUGAAUAUGCAUUAGCAAUGCUCUUCUCUCGUUUCUGAUCUCCUUGGAGAUAUUUUAUGGCAUUCGACAGCUCGUAACUUGCUUUUUUUCUGGAA